Messenger RNA from Linderina pennispora, 1554 nucleotides. RefSeq lists its product as uncharacterized. Gene Ontology annotation, molecular function: protein binding. Bases 1 to 1554 code for a protein of 517 amino acids. The record is from RefSeq and is a predicted model, not a curated record. The transcript has a single exon. Lineage: Eukaryota; Fungi; Kickxellomycota; Kickxellomycetes; Kickxellales; Kickxellaceae.
AUGUCUACCCUGACAAUUAUCUACGGCCCCGGCCGCACAGUGGCGGUCAAGACCACGCCCACAAUGACGCUACAGGCAGUGCUCACGGACGCCUGCGCAAAAGUCCCCGGCUCCCCCGCGCCUGCCUCGCACAUCCUGACGUACAACGACAAGGCGCUGGACCUCUCGCUGCCACUCCGCUUCGCCAAUCUGCCGCAGGGGGUCAAGCUCACUCUGAAGCGAACAGCCAGCAAGCCGUCAGCUGCCGCUCCGCCAGUCAAGGUUGCGCUGCAGGUCAGCGACAGUGGCCGCGUUAUCGUCGAUGUGCCGGCGGCAACGACGCUCUGGGAAAUUGUGACACUCGUAGAGCAGCGGUCCAAUGGCGCCCUGAACCUGACAAGCCGGUUUAGAGUGCAGGAGCAGAAGGCUGGGUUGUUAAAGACCGUAUUUGGUGGCAGUCCCAAGGCUGCGCAGCAGGAGGGACUGAAGGUGUACCAGCAGCCAGUGCUGCUCAUUCUCAACAAGGAGAUCAGCGAUAUCCCGGAGAUGAAGACCACGUCGUUGCAAGCGCUUGGGUUCGCCAAAGGCAGCGUUAUGAUCCGCUUGUCAUUCAAGGACGCCGAUGUGUCGCUGGCGCCACCUGUCGCAAGCGUGCCGGUGCGCGCGCAGAGUGCUGGGACUGAGGAGUGCAGCCCGAUGAAUGGGUCGCCUGCGCCGAGGCUUCCGCCACGCACUGCCACCGAGCCCCCGAGAAGCACGCGGCCUGAAAGCCCACCUGCAGCCAAGGAGGGUAAGCAGCCCGAGCUGCCGCCCCGACAGCCACCCGCCCGGCAGCCCAACAUUGCCCCAACUGCUGCGGAUACCCCUAGAACGCACUCUGGGUAUUCCAGCGAUGUCAUUACCAAUCGCCAGGUGCAGGUCUUUGCAUCCCCCACACAGACCUCUGCACCGCUUGCUGCACGCUUCGUGGUGCCCGAUUCUUUCUACGAGCUCAAGGGCGCUGAGCUGCAGGGGCUUGUGUCUGCCCAGCGUAAGCGGCAGAUGGAAACCGAGGCUGGCUUCAAGCUGCGCUCGGUCGAAGAAGAGAAGGCACGCAGGCGGAUAGAAGAAUUCAAGCUCAAGCACCCAAAGACAAUGAUCCGGUUCCGCUUCCCUGAUCUGGUGCAGGUGCAGGCCGUAUUCCUGACCCUGGGUAAGGUUCAGGAGCUGUACGACUUCUUGGACGAGAUUCUCGAGCAGCCCAGCGCUGUGCAGGCGCUUGUGCUGCAGCCGCCUGUGCAGGACCUCAGGCCGAGCCAGAACAAGACCCUCUAUGAUGCCAAACUGACGCCUGCUGCGGUCGUCCAUGUCCGCCUCGUCAACAGCAAGGCACCGACAAUGCCGUUGCUCAAGCCCCACAUUGCCAGCCUCGCAGCCACCCUGGAUGUGCCCACCGAAGUUGAAGGUGCUGCGCAGUUGCCCACUGAAUCGCCGUCACCAACCAUGGCUGGCGAGGCAUCACGGGCUUCAUCGGUAGAGGCAGCGACCAAGAGCACCAAGAAGGUGCCGAAGUGGUUCAUGGCUGGCAAAAAGUAG